Molecule: messenger RNA, 672 nt
Organism: Penaeus vannamei (Pacific white shrimp)
Lineage: Eukaryota; Metazoa; Arthropoda; Malacostraca; Decapoda; Penaeidae
Source: RefSeq, a predicted model, not a curated record
AUGCCUCGUAGGAGGGAAGAAAUUCAGAAGAUCAAACAGGACUUCUUCGCAGUUUGUGGCUUCCCAAACGUGCUGGGGGCCAUUGACUGUACCCACAUUCCAAUCAAAGCUCCAAGGCAAGAACAUCUUUAUCUAAAUAGAAAGAGGGUCCAUUCUUUAAAUGUUCAAGUAGUAUCGGAUGCAAGUUCGAGAAUUUUGAGUUUUUCUGCAAAAUUCCCUGGAAGUGUGCAUGAUUCCUACAUCUGGAAUGACAGCAUUUUGCGUCGACACUUCCAAGAACAACAGUUCGGGCACUCAUACUUACUUGGGGAUUCAGGAUAUCCUCUUGAAACUUGCCUCAUGACACCUCUGGCAGAAACAAGAACGGCAGCAGAAGUACGCUACAACAGUAGCCAUGCUCGCACACGAGCAGUUAUAGAACAAACUUUUGGGGUGCUGAAAAGUAGGUUCCGCUGCUUGCAUAAGUCAGGUGGUGCACUCCAAUAUACGCCAGAAAAGUGUGCAAAAAUUGUAGCUUGUUGCAUGCUUCUGCACAAUAUCUGUGUCAAAAGAGGCAUACCUUUCCAAGACAUCCUAGAAAAUGACGACCCACCCGAGGAAGCAGUGAUGAAUUUCAUUCCUGAGAGAAGUGCUCAGCAGGAGAGGGUGGCAUUAAUAAAUGGCUCAUUCUGA